Messenger RNA from Striga hermonthica, 336 nucleotides. The record is from the annotation of a GenBank genome assembly. Lineage: Eukaryota; Viridiplantae; Streptophyta; Magnoliopsida; Lamiales; Orobanchaceae.
AUGGCAAGCUCACAGCCAUUUCCAUCUCCUUUUCUCUCGGCCCGACCCACCAUACCCGACCCGGUAACCCGACCCAUCAUCCCAUCGCUUCGCACUAUCAAACGGGUCAAUUUCAAGGUUGAGGCAGCUAAGCUCCCUGCCGGAGUGGAGUUGCCUAAACAGCAGCCCAAAUUCAAAGCCCCUUUUAUGGGCUUCACAAGAACAGCUGAGAUUUGGAAUUCAAGGGCUUGUAUGAUUGGCCUUAUUGGGACCUUCAUUGUUGAACUGAUUUUGAACAAGGGGAUUCUUCAACUAAUUGGGGUGGAUGUUGGGAAAGGCCUUGAUAUUCCUCUCUGA